AUGGUUGAAUGGUGUAUUAUUGUUUAUGAUAAAGCCGACAGAUCAAAGUUCAGACCGGCCCACUUGGCUGGCAUCCCUCCUUUAGUCGAACAAGGGAAGCUGGUCUGUGCCGGUGCCAUCUACAACGAGCCAAAAGCUCCUGGCGAGGAGCGCACCUUCGCGGGCUCUCACCUGCAAGUGGUUGCAGACACUAAGGAGGAAGCGUUGGAGAUUGUCAAAGGUGACAUCUUCGCCAAGGAAGGCGUCUGGGAUCUAGACAACAUCAUCAUCUACCAGUUCGGAUGUGGUGUGCGCAAAGAGAAGAAAUUGCUCAUCUAG
Molecule: messenger RNA, 318 nt
Organism: Torulaspora globosa
Lineage: Eukaryota; Fungi; Ascomycota; Saccharomycetes; Saccharomycetales; Saccharomycetaceae
Product: YciI family protein
Exons: 1
Coding region: 1-318 (105 amino acids)
Source: RefSeq, a predicted model, not a curated record